Puccinia graminis f. sp. tritici CRL 75-36-700-3 is the source of this 403-nucleotide messenger RNA. RefSeq lists its product as uncharacterized. The coding region runs from base 1 to 327 and encodes 108 amino acids. NCBI's taxonomy places the organism in Eukaryota, Fungi, Basidiomycota, Pucciniomycetes, Pucciniales, Pucciniaceae. The transcript is spliced from 2 exons. The record is from RefSeq and is a predicted model, not a curated record.
AUGUGCAUUAUAUCAUAUUGGUGGUCACAAGCUCGAGUUGCUUCAUGGCGAUCUCCCCCCUCAUCCAUCAGUUCUCCAGCCAUUCUACCUCGUGAGAAGAGUCAAGAUUCAGUCACAAGACACGAUGAAGCAUUUGCCGUGAGGAAACGGAAAAGUGAUGAAACGCUUCGACCGGUGUUGAUGGACGAUGGCAGUCAUCCUUACUUUCCGGGCACACCAUGGAACGAGCUGGAACUGGCCGGCACUAUCGAUAAAAUUUAUAAUAUCUACUAUGCUUUAAGAAGUUUUGAGAACAGAUUCAACUCCAGACAACCCACCUUGAAGUGAUACAAGUGCCAUGGAACCUUGAAUAAUUAGUUUGCAAGGUGUUUAUCAGUUGAUUUCUCCAGCUUCUCCCUUGUAA